Messenger RNA from Mollisia scopiformis, 885 nucleotides. RefSeq lists its product as uncharacterized. The record is from RefSeq and is a predicted model, not a curated record. The coding region runs from base 1 to 885 and encodes 294 amino acids. The transcript has a single exon. Gene Ontology annotation, molecular function: zinc ion binding; nucleic acid binding. Lineage: Eukaryota; Fungi; Ascomycota; Leotiomycetes; Helotiales; Mollisiaceae.
AUGGCAUACAAAGGAAAGAACGAUAACGGUAAGAAAGGUGGUAAUAAAGGCGCUGGCGCCAAAUCAGGAGGAAACGGAGGCGGUAAGAAGCACUGCGACAACUGUGGACCAAACAAUACCCAUGUAACAGCAGACUGCUUCAAAAACAAGAAGAGGUCCAACGAUACCAAGCAGAAUCCCAAGACUAAGGAUUCGGCAAAACCACCUUCGAGACCUUGUUCUCAUUGCGGAGGCCCACAUUACGAUAACCAAUGCCCAAACAAUACCGGUGGACAAACGAACAAGCCUCAAAACGGUAAGACGCCAUCAAGACCUUGCAAGCAUUGUCAACAGUCCGGUCACUUUGACUCUGCCUGCCCAACCCUAACAAACAAUGCCUCUUCCACAGUUCCUUGGCAAAAUCAGAAUCAACCAUUCAAUCAGCCCUGCCCCUCAUGCGGCCAAGCCCAUCACUGCAACCAGUGCCCAAAUAGACCUCAGCUGCCACAAGGCCAAUACGUGCAGACAACCACGGAAGUAUACGGCCAGCUCGGAGCACUCAUCAAUGCUCUCCAAGCAAAUCCUUCUCAAGCAAAUGCCAUUAUCGGAGAAUGGCAAGGAGUUUAUGGUCAACAGCAGCAACAGCCCGCAGCACCAAUUUUCCAGCAACAACAACCACAAGCCCCGGCUUUUAGCUUACAGCCUCUUGCGGUAUGGCAUAAUAAUGGUGAGGACGUGCACUUUGCUCAGCCGUACGAGGAGACGAGUAUGUUUGGACAACAAGCAGAGCAGCGGGGUACGUACAUGCAGCAGUGGCAUACUAACUCUACUAACUUUGGAGCUGUACCGGAUGCGAUGGAUAGGGAUGGUGAUGUGGUUAUGAGUGAAUGGGAUUAUCUUGGAUGA